AUGUUUAGUAGAUUCCUUGAAAAAAAGUAAAAUUUCAAUUUUUCACAGUUUGAAGCAGCAUGGGCCCUAACCAACAUAGCCUCUGGCACAAGCACGCAGACCCGAAUUGUAAUAGAAGCUGGUGCAGUACCUAUCUUCAUCCGCCUCUUGAGCUCAGAUUUUGAAGAUGUCCAAGAACAGGCUGUUUGGGCACUAGGCAACAUUGCAGGAGAUUCACCAGAUUGCCGUGAUUAUGUUUUGUCUGAAAAUAUUCUUAUGCCUCUAUUACAGCUCCUCAGUAAAUCCACUCGACUCUCAAUGACAAGGAAUGCAGUUUGGGCACUCAGUAACCUGUGCCGAGGAAAGAACCCACCACCAGACUUUGCCCGUGUAUCCCCAUGUCUCCCAGUUCUGUCCCGUCUACUCUUCCAUAGUGAUGCUGAUGUAUUAGCAGAUGCCUGUUGGGCUCUUAGUUACCUUAGUGAUGGACCCAAUGAAAAGAUUCAGGCAGUUAUUGAUGCUGGUGUAUGCCGCAGACUUGUGGAACUCUUAAUGUUUAAUCAGCACAGUGUUGUUGCAGCUGCCUUGAGAGCAGUAGGAAAUAUUGUAACUGGAGAUGAUGUUCAAACACAGGUAAUCCUUAACUGUUCUGCCUUGCCAUGUCUGCUACACCUGCUAGCAUCCCCCAAGGAAUCCAUCCGAAAAGAAGCAUGCUGGACCAUUUCAAAUAUCACAGCUGGCAAUCGCUCUCAGAUUCAAGCUGUGAUAGAUGCAAACAUAUUUCCUGUUUUGAUUGAGAUCCUUGGCAAAGCUGAAUUCAAGACCAGGAAGGAAGCUGCAUGGGCCAUCACCAAUGCCACUUCUGGUGGAACACCUGCACAGAUUAGAUACCUUGUUGAACAGGGCUGUAUACCACCUCUCUGUGAUCUGCUAACAGUCAUGGAUGCCAAAAUUGUCCAGGUGGCUCUUAAUGGCAUUCAGAACAUUCUUCAGCUUGGUGAACAAGAAGCCAAGACAACAUUUGGUGUCAAUCCAUAUGCUGUGUUAGUUGAAGAAUGCUAUGGGCUAGAUAAGAUAGAAUUUCUUCAAAGUCAUGAAAACUUGGAGAUCUAUCAAAAGGCCUUUGAGAUCAUUGAACACUACUUUGGAGGAGAAGAGGAAGACUCCAAGGUUGCACCGUCCGUUGAUGAAUCUGGACAGCAAUUCCAGUUUAACCCUGACGCUGGUGCUCCUCCUCAAGGAGGAUUUAAUUUCUAACAGGAGCUGCUGAUACCACAAGUUGAGUUCUGCAGAAUAAGAAAUCUGUAGCACUGGGACCCACCGUAGAAAAGAGGUUUAUGAUAACUGUCUUUGUGUGGGAUGGUUCUGCAUGAUAGAAUUUGAUACAUGCUACAUAUGAACUGGCUUUUAUGUUCGGAAAUCAUACAUUCAUAUUUUUAGGGAAUUAAAGACCUAGCAGAAAGUUUAAUGAAGGUCUUGAUUAAUGAAUUUGGAAAUGGAAUUAUGAAAUAUGAAAUAUAUAAUUGACAAAAAUAACCAAGAAAAAUUCAGGUAAACAUAAGUUCUCAGUCAAUAUUUUUCAUCCAAUAUUCAGUGAUUUUUCCCUGGGCAAAAAUCUUGAGAAACCAGUAGUGUUUCUGAUGCAAGUGCAAUUUUGUUUUCUUCUAAAGGGAGGAGUACCAGCCAUAUAUAUAAAUAGUUAUAUAUGAUUAUUUAGAAAUAUGUACACAAGAUUAGAGUCAGCCCUCAAAACUCUUACAUCAAGACCUUAAAUCUCUUCAAUUUUCGUUAUUCUAUCAGUAUUUUUUCCUGUCUUCUCAUUGUUAAUUAGUUGGGCAAUUUAUUUCUCAAGAUACAUCUAAUCUAUCAGCUCUUGUUGACACAUAGUUGAGCAUCCCAGUGUUAAUGAGUCAAUCAAGUUUGCAAGUUUUGGAAAAUUAGUUAUUUGUUCUACAAAUUCCAUUACAAAAAAGUUUCCAGCGAGCUGUUGCUCUAGAAUAGGAAAAUGCAAAAUUUAAAAUGAAUAGAUACCUACUAGUAAGGUAUGGAUAGUAUUUUACUAGUCAGAACAAAUUGCAUUUUUCUUGCACUUGGGCAGACAUAUUGGACCUAAGCUUUAGCCUGUGGUUUGAUGCUCUUUACACUAUGGUAUAAGUGCUCAUUCUGUUUGGCCUCCUAGUCUCAUUGGUCUUGAAAAGAGAAAUAUUUGUGUAAGAUAUAGCGAGGAAAUAUGAAAUGUCAUGUUUCAGUACUAUUUUCUCAACAAAAAAGAUAUCAAGGAAAAUGAGGUGUAAUAGGUAAAAUUUAGUUUAUUAGAAAUUAUGACACCUGAUUUUUGGUAUUCCACAAAUGUCUGUUGUCUUAUACAUUUCAGGUGAUGGAACAGAUUGAUUUGAUUAGGAUUACUUAGGCCAGAUUAUUGAUGAAUCCCCAAACAUAAUGGAAAUGUGUUAAUGUAAUAAUUCCAACUGUUGACUAGAUGGAGAGUGUAAUAAGGGAUGAAUGGGAUGAUUCCUUUUUGCAGUGUAGUUUUCCAGUUUUCGUAUCAGCACCAAGGAAUUUGAUUUUAUUCCCCUCCCCCACUCCCUACAUGAAAUUAACCCUUUCUGCUUUAAGAUAUGGAAUUGUUGAGCCAAAUAUUAUAGAGGAAAUAAGUGCUGCUUUUUUGUCUUAGUAGUUUGUCAGGAAGUUGUGAGAAUGUAUGUUACUAUGUCUGUUAAACAGGAAGUGCUGUGAGGUGUCGUGAUUGAGGUGUAACUGACUAGGGCGUUGGUUAGCCACGACGACGACGACUAUGACACAUGAAGUCAUUAAUAGGAUGUUCAAGUUAUUGUUAUUUGACGCAUUGGGGUUGUCACCAUAUAGAAAAGGGAAGUAAUUAGCCAAGCCACUUUAUAUGUUGAUUUGUUUUUCCCAGUGAAAAUAAGUGUUUUAGUUUACGAAGAAGUAAUGCAGAAUAGAUGCAUGAUCAUGUGCCAACUUAUAAAAACAGUGAAUGCACAACACUUUGCAUGUAAUUGUUUCAGAUCUUAUCUAUUGAGAAACAUUUUUUUAUUUAGAUAUCAAUAUUGUAUUACAGUUACUUUAGCUGAGUAAACAUUAUAAGUUAAAACUAUACAUAAUGGUAUGGCAGUGGCUUACCCUAGUUCCUACAUAAGUUUGGACUAAAAUGCAAAGAUUUGAUAAAAGAGGAGUAGCAUUAGAUGGGAGUGAAUGAGUAUAUUUAGUUUGAUUAUAAUUUCUUUUUAUUACUGUAUGUAGGGCUGUCAAGGAAAAGUCAUUUUUUUUUUUUCCUUUCAGACUUUAUUUGGCAAUGUUUGAUACUUACAUUUUUUAAAGAUAUAAAUGUUCCUUGACUAAAUGGUUCCAAUGGGCUUAUGUUUCCUCAUGAUUUGGGUGUGUUGGAUAAAUAUUUUUGGUGAAGGAUACACCAUCAAUGUGUCUUGAUAGUGAUGCACAGUUUGUGUUACUUGUCAUGUCACGAAGAUGACUUGGUUGUUGCUUGAUCAAAGAUAAUUUUACCAACAUUACCUGUGACAUGGACAAGUGGUUGAAUGAGUAAGGUAGGAUUACCCAAAGGGAAACUAUAUAAUUUCUCAAAGAAAUGUUAAAAGUACCUUAGGCAGCUCUUUUACCUGCUCAUCUUUGUUGGUCAUGUCAUAUGGCAAGUUUGCCAGAUGUGAUUAGAACCAAAAAUGUAGUUAACUGGUAGUCAUUCAAUAGGCUGAAUUUUGAAACUUGACUUUACUUUUAUACCAUUUUUUAAGUUGCAUUAAGUAAUGUUUAGAUUUCUGAACCGUUAGAAGUUUGAAAUACAAAACACAUUACAAAAAUCAAACAGGGAGCUGAAGAGAAGUCAAAUUUUAUGAUUGAGCCCAUUGCUCUAGAUCUGUAAUAGCUCAAGUUAUGGUUUGCCAUUAUUUUGAUAUGUGAUCAAGUUUUAGUUGGCCAUUUUGUUUAUUUUUUGAAGAAAGGCUGUGUUGGCACCAGAGUCAGCCAUUUUGUGUGCUCGUUGUAGAGUGCAUAUGAGUUUUGAUUGCUUUAAUUGAGAUAUUGGAUGGAUGUUUGUUUGUGUUUGUAUAAGUGCGUGUAAAUGAGUUUUGUAAUGGUUUGUCGUACUGACUUCAAUACACCUUAAAUACAGACUUACAUGGUUUAUAUUUACUAUAAAAGGAGAUGAUUCUAAGAUAUCUGAUGUAACAUGUAUGUGAUGAAGUGCAUUCAUGAGUUGCCAUGAUUAGAAUACAUAAUACUAAUAGCCCAGAUUGAUUUUAAAAGUCAAAUUACUCAUAAAGCGGCUUUUAAAUCUCUGAAAGGCCACAUGCCACAGGAUUAGAAUUAUGUUUUUUAACAUGGUGUUACAUCUUGAAUUCAUAUGUGAGACCUGUGUUUUCCUGAACAUAACCAAGUGUGAUGUGCUUCCUCUGCCUCAGUUUUGGAAAUAUGUGGAAUUUAACCACUGGGGCAGUGUUAAAAGUGUGCCGCAUGAAUUGAUGCUGGUGACAUUUACUUGUGGACUCUGGUGACAUGAAAAAGUGGACACUAGUGACAUUGAAGUUGGACACUGGUGACAUUUAAAUGUGGACACUAGUGACCUUUACAAGUGGACACGGAUGAUGUACGGUAGUAGACACUAGUGACUGACUUUUCCCAAGGGAAUAACUGUAUGUGCUGUGAGUGUACAAGUGACCACUUGUAAUACUAUGAUUUCUGUCCAGGUGAAGUGUGAUAAGCCACUAAGUGUGCAGAAGUGAACAUUGUGAGGUGACUAAUGCCCAAAUGAAUCUUUGUAUGAGUGUAUUGUAUACACUUUCUCAUUUGUAUUUCUGUAUGAUGUACAUCUAUCAGGAGAGAUUUCUUCAUAGUUGUAAAGUGUGGUAGGAAUUUCUACAGAAGUGUAUUGUAUACCUUACAGCAUGUGUGUAAGAGAACAGAUGAGUUCUUUUGUAUUUAUGAGGUCAAAAUGCCUUUCCUUUGUGAGCAUGUCUGUAAGAAUUUAUUUCCAAGUUGACCAAGUGCUUUCUUUGUAAGUAAUGAACCACUGGUGAGUUGUCCUGCUAGCGACAGAGUGGUUGCUGCUGCAUUUGGCUUUGGAAUUAAGAUGGCUGAAGUAAAUUAAGUGAAGCCAUACCAUAUCUUACUCUAGGUUUUGUAUGAAAAGUACUGUAUGAAAUCUAUAGUAAAGGCAACCUUUGGUUUGUUAACUUUUGCAUUCUAAGUAUUUUACUUCUGCUCAUCUUGAACUUAGCCAUUUUCAGUGAGGCAUAUAUAUUGCAAUUGUAGCAGUAUAUGAUGCCCUUGUGAUAGUGAAGGUAGUGAUAGUGUUUAUGAUAGUGAGGGUAGUGAUAGUGUCAGUGAUGCUACUGUAUUACUCUGUAUGAAUGUGGCAAUUGAGUAAAUGUUGAGUAUGAGUAAAUGAUGCUCCCUGACCCA
Messenger RNA from Penaeus indicus, 5412 nucleotides. RefSeq names its product importin subunit alpha-7-like (gene Kap-alpha1). The record is from RefSeq and is a predicted model, not a curated record. Gene Ontology annotation, cellular component: nucleus; nucleoplasm. Lineage: Eukaryota; Metazoa; Arthropoda; Malacostraca; Decapoda; Penaeidae. Gene Ontology annotation, molecular function: protein binding; nuclear import signal receptor activity. The transcript is spliced from 7 exons. Gene Ontology annotation, biological process: NLS-bearing protein import into nucleus.